Molecule: messenger RNA, 306 nt
Organism: Plasmodium malariae
Lineage: Eukaryota; Apicomplexa; Aconoidasida; Haemosporida; Plasmodiidae
Gene: LSM5
Product: U6 snRNA-associated Sm-like protein LSm5, putative
Exons: 3
Coding region: 1-306 (101 amino acids)
Biological process (GO): mRNA splicing, via spliceosome
Cellular component (GO): U6 snRNP; U4/U6 x U5 tri-snRNP complex; Lsm1-7-Pat1 complex
Molecular function (GO): RNA binding
Source: RefSeq, a predicted model, not a curated record
AUGGCUACUAUAAGUGGGUCAGAGACGUUUUUACCCCUGGCCCUAAUGGAUAAGUGUAUUGGAAGUAAAAUAUGGAUUAUGAUGAAAGGUGACAAGGAAAUAGUUGGAAAACUAGUUGGUUUUGACGAGUAUGUUAACAUGGUGCUGGAAGAUGUUACCGAAUAUACUUAUGUAAACAACAUUAAAAAAGUAAAUAAAAUUAAAAAGUUAUUAUUAAAUGGUUUAAAUAUAACAAUAAUGGUUCCAGGAGGAUCACCAGUAAAUUAUUACGAUCAUGAAGAAAAGUUGGAAGAAAAUAUUGCUUGA